This is a messenger RNA of Mytilus trossulus (common blue mussel), 1368 nucleotides long. RefSeq names its product cell division control protein 42 homolog. Gene Ontology annotation, biological process: small GTPase-mediated signal transduction. NCBI's taxonomy places the organism in Eukaryota, Metazoa, Mollusca, Bivalvia, Mytilida, Mytilidae. Bases 445 to 1017 code for a protein of 190 amino acids. Gene Ontology annotation, molecular function: GTPase activity; GTP binding. The transcript has 2 exons. The record is from RefSeq and is a predicted model, not a curated record.
UAAAGUGUUAAAACACAUUUAACGUGUACCAAUUAUCCUUUUAGUGUUAUUACGGAAAAUUUUAUUUUCAGUGACUUUGCAAUUUAGGACACAUACUUUUGUGGUUUUAAUUUCGUCUAAAUGCCUUAAAGAUGUAAAAGAUUUUUUAAAACCAAAUUUCUACCUUAGUGGUUUGGACAAAGAGGUUGAUAAUGUCAACAAUAAUACUCCUUUCCAAGGUUCAAUAAGGAAGAUAAUACUCUCAAUAAGUAAGUUGUGAACCUAUUUUACCUGUAUCAAAAAUAAAGUAGACACCUACUUAAUCAUUUACAUACGACGAAGCGGCAAGUCAAGCUGUAUUUAACCGGACUACAAAACAUCUCCUAUACAGUUUUUCUUAUAACAUUGUAUAUAACAGUCUAAUGAGAGAGUAAUAAGACAAUUCAUAGUUACCAUAUCGUUACUAUGGUUUUGACUGUGAUGGAACAAACAAUACAAUGUUGUAUCGUUGGUGAUGGUAUGGUAGGGAAGUCUUCUAUAAUCAAGAGUUUUAUUGAACAGUCUACUCCUGGAGACUAUGUUGCUACAAUAUCUGACAGUUAUUCAGGAGAUGCCUCUUUCAUAGGAGUUAAUUACACCGUUAGCAUAUCAGAUUGUACGGGAGAGCAUGAAAAUAAUGAAAUAAGAUGUUCACAUUACAAAGACACAGAUGUUUUUGUGGUGUGUUACAGUGUUACAGAUAGAGAAUCCUUUGACAGUGUAAGAACAUUCUGGCUGCCAGAGAUAAGGAAAGUGGCGGGAAAGAAGCCAGUUAUUCUUGUGGCGACACAAUCAGACAGUCGUGGACAAACAGGAGAAGAAACAAUUUCAAAAUUUGAAGGACUAGAAUUAGCAGACGAGAUUGGUGCAGAUCAUUUCACAGAAUGUUCGUCUGUGUCAAGGAGAGGAAUUCCAAAAGUGUUCGAAUAUUCUAUUCAAUCAGUGCUUAAACACAAAAAGUCUAAAUCAAACAUUGUAAAAAGGCUGAUAAGAAAAUAAAUCUUAGAACACAGAACAGCUGAAAUUAUGCCAUAUGUCUUUCAAGUAUUAUUGCAUGUUCAAAUUUUAACGCUUUAGAGGAGAUGUAAAUACUCAUUAAAAAGUUGAAAUUAUAUAACAAUAUUUAUAUAUAUUACAGUGUGCUAUUAUAUUUUAUCUAUGUAUGUAUGCACAUUACGUGGAAAUCUACAACUUCUAGUCAUAUUAUGUUAUUAAAUAAAGUAUAAAUAUGUGUAUCAAAUUGAAUAUCUAUCCUGUUUUAUUUUCUAUGUGAACCAGCCAUCUGAAAUGAAAUUCUGAUGACAAUUAGAUUAUAUCUCAAACAUGCAAACUGCUUGAGCAAAGACAUAA